This is a messenger RNA of Periophthalmus magnuspinnatus, 4290 nucleotides long. It is a transcript of the gene tfr1b, whose product is annotated as transferrin receptor 1b. Gene Ontology annotation, biological process: intracellular iron ion homeostasis; iron ion transport. Bases 142 to 2394 code for a protein of 750 amino acids. Lineage: Eukaryota; Metazoa; Chordata; Actinopteri; Gobiiformes; Gobiidae. The record is from RefSeq and is a predicted model, not a curated record. The transcript has 19 exons. Gene Ontology annotation, cellular component: external side of plasma membrane.
AGGGCUUCAGUGGGCGUGUCCGUGCGUUUACGUACGUGACGUAAAAUCAAGUAUCGCGGAAGUAAGAGGGCACGACCUGAGUAGAUUAUUCUCGUGUAAAACUGGCCAGGGACGACAGCGGAACCUCAAGAUCGUGCAGAGAUGAAUCGAGUGAGGGGUGUGUUCAACAAUUUUAUGCACAGUGAGCGGUACAGUCGUUUCACACUGCAGACGGAGCAGGAUGGAGAGAGGAGGGUGGAGGUGAAGCUGUCGGAGGAGGGGGUGGAUGGAGACGCAGAGGACGGGGCCGGGGGCUCUCCCACAUUCAGACCAGCCCUGCGGGGACAGAGCAAGAGGAGCCUCUGCCUCCAGCUCACAGCCAUUGUACUCAUCUUUAUCAUUGGUUACAUGGUGGCCUUCCUGAUACACGGUAAACCCAAAGCAACACCAAACUGUGAGGCUAAGGUGUUUGUGAAGAACAAGAGGUUUGAUGUUCCACCUGAACCACAGCAGCAGCUGACCUGGGCCGACAUCACAGGCCUCCUGGAGAACAAACUCACCAGCCAGGCCUUUGACAAAACCCUGAGUGAUUUUGACCGUCCCUCACGUUUAGCGGGCAGUGCCGACGACACUAAUCUGGGAAACAAAAUCUUUGAAAUGUUCAAGGAGCUUGAGAUGAAGCCCUGGACUGAUGUCCAUCAUGUUCGAGUGCAGACUCCAGACAGCACAAAACCAAACCAGGUCAUUUUUGGAUUAAAUGUCUUCAAACCACAGGGAUAUCUGGCCUACAGCGGCACCGGGAAGGCUCAGGGCCCGCUGGUCUAUGCCAACUACGGUCGUCCUGAAGAUUUUGCUGUUUUGUCAAAUUACAAAAUUGAUGUCAAAAACUGUGUGGUGAUACUGAGAAGUGGGAAAAUCAGCUUUGCUCAAAAGGUGGCUAAUGCUGAAGAAAAAGGCGCAGUAGCUGUUCUCAUCUAUUCAGACAGCCAGGACUACAAUUACGUCCCUAACACUGAAGUUUAUGGACAUGUGCAUUUGGGUUCAGGGGAUCCGUACACUCCUGGUUUUCCUUCAUUCAACAACACUCAGUUUCCUCCCACUAAAUCUGCUGGACUCCCCAACAUCCCAGCACAGACCAUCACCUCCACUAUGGCUCAGACUAUUUUACAAUCCAUUGGUGGGCCUGUCCCUGAUAGAGACACUGGUUUUCUUGGUGGUCAGGCUUCUCUGUCCUAUUCUCUUGGAGGCAUUGAAAACAUCACAGUUGAAGUUUCCAAUACUCUGGUCUUCAAAGAAAUCCACAAUGUUUUUGGUGUCAUCAAAGGGUUCAUUGAUCCUGAUCGUUAUGUUGUCCUGGGUGCUCAGAGAGAUGCCUGGGCUAAUGGAUACGCCAGCGCCAAUGUAGGGACCUCCACUCUGAUCGAGCUUGCCAAGGUUAUUCGGGACAUGGUGGAGAAGGAUGGAUUUAAAGCUCGAAGAAGCAUUGUUUUUGCUAGUUGGAGCGCUGGAGAGUACGGCAGUAUUGGUGCUACUGAAUGGCUUGAGGCUUACACUGCCUCACUUGACAAAAGUGUCUUAGCCUACAUUAGUUUGGAUGGGAUUGUCCAAGGUCAUGGGAGCUUUUAUGCCUCGGCCAGCCCUCUUCUCCAAAAUAUUCUUGACAACGCCAUGAAAACGGUGAAGAGUCCCACCGGUAACGGCACAGUGCGCGAUAUGGUGGGGAAGACCAACCCGAUGCGUCCCAUGUCUAUUGAUGACCCAGCUUAUCCUUUCCUGGCCUCCUCUGGGAUCCCCUCCAUCUCCUUCCACUUCACAUCUUCAAAUAGUGACGAGUACGAGUACUACAACACUUUUCUGGAUACCAAGGACCACCUGGAUUAUAAAACGGCCCAUAAGACCUCGUCCUCCGCUGCUGUUGCUGCUCAGCUCGCCGCUCAAAUGGCCCUGAGGCUGGUUCAUGAUCAUGUGCUCGGCUUUGACGUCACCGCCUACAAAAAUCUCUUCAACGCAAACGUGCACCGUGUCAACAAUCACAUCUAUGGACUUAUCCAGUCUGGGCAGCUGAAGGACGUGAGUGUUAACUGGCUGUAUCGGGCUAAAGCGUCAUUCCAACGCGCGGCCGACGCCAUCGACAACGACAUCAGAAACACCGAUCUGAACGACCCAGAGGCCUGCAGGCUGCUCAACGACAGGAUCAUGACGAUCGAACACUCCCUCCUCUCCCCUUACGCCUCUCCCAUUGAGACUCCCUACCGCCACAUGGUGUUCGGAAAGGGCCCUCACACUCUGGCUGCUAUCGCUGAGAUGACAAACAUGACCCAACUGCACACUGAGCUGGCUCUGGCCACCUGGAACCUGCAGGCCUGUGCUAACGCUAUGGUCGGAGAUCUGUGGGAGCUUGACAAUGAAAUCUAAUGUGACUGCUGUUUGGGUCUAAGAGCGAACUACUAUGAGCUUUGAUGCUUAUGAUGGUCCAUUAUUUUCAGCAACCACAAGCAAUAACUUAAUCUGAUGACAAAGUAAGAUGCACUCUAACUUUUUUGCUGGAUUGUCUGCCACCUGCUUGGCUCCAAGGAGUUGUUAUAGCUAUGCCUGGAAUGUUUUACAGCAUGGCAUUUGGCAUUAUUUAAGACCAGUCUUGUAUUUGUCCAAGUGCAGGUGUUUUUGUUGUUCAAAGAUGCCUUGAAAAACAGAAUAUAAUCACCUCUAUAGAAACCAGCAACCACGCCAAGUUUACUAAUGUGGGACAUUCAAACGAUUACCUCUCCAUCGAGACAAGCAGGUGAUGGACCUUCCACCAGAAAAGUUACAUAGUGCACCGUUUAAAGAUAACAUUCACUUGAAAUCUUAAAACUACAAUACAGACACUUGAUUUUAUAAUUUAAAUUGUACAAGAUGAGCAGUCAAAAAGCCUUUGCAGGUGAACUCUUGUGUUCACGCUCUCAAGUCCUUUAUAUUUAAGUUGCUUUAUCAGUGGCAGUGUUCACUAUAAAGAUUUGUCUUUUUUGACAUUAUCGGAAGCAGUGCCUUCCAUAAUUAUGACGGUUAUACUGUCGCAUUCUACGGCAGCAUCUGCUACACUCGAGUGGUCAUCAUGCCAACAGUCUUAUGGCAGAUGAAGGUUACUCAAUUGAAAAGUAUACAGUGAUAUUGUUUGAUCUUGAAAUCCUGAUUACAUGGCAGUUACAAAUGUGCUAGCUAGACUAUAAGUGGUACACAAAAUGUCCUAAAUGUCUGCCAGAAAUGCCUCUUUAUAAAUGUGUUAAAAUGGUUAAAGAAAAAAAACUUAUUGGGUAAAAUGAUUGAAAAAUGAAAACAAGUUGAACAAUAUUUAAUGUAUUUAAUAUUUAUGAUGCGAAAGACUGCUAAAACAUGAUACAAAAUGUUGCCAAUGGUUACCAAAUCUCCCUUUAUGGCACUCCAGAAGUUACAGGUUGGUUGCGUAACAUGACAUUUUUGUUGCACAGCAUUUUGGAGCAGUUUAAAGUUAUCGGGAGCAGUGCCUUCCAUACUUGAACCAUUAUCGGGAGCAGUGUCUCCCAUAAUGAAAUGCAGUGAUGGUAGUUUUUGUCUACCAGUGUUUGUGUGUGUUUUUUAUUUUUGUUGUGUGAAUGUAAAAUUGUGUAUUUAUCGGGAGCAGUGCCUCUCAUAUUUCACUGAAGGGUGGAACAACUUAUCGGGGACAGUGUUUCCCCAGGGUUUUAUACUUGAUCUAUUUAUUUUUGGGGGCUUUGUUUUGAUUCAAAUUGUGUGUGUGUCUUUGCAUAUUAGUUGUCAAAGGCCAUUUUCUUUGAAGCAAGAUUUCAUUAUUUUGGCUAUAAGUAGUGCCACAAUGUUCAAAUCACAUUUUAAUAACUCUACACUGAUCCAGACUGACAUGUACCUCAAAGCUUAAAUCUUGCUUCACGGAAUAAGCCUUAGACCUCUAAAAUAUCCACUUUCUUUUCCUUACGUUACUCUUGCAAAGCUUUCGUCAUAGGCCAUCCAUUUUGUACCAACCCAUUCUCCAACACUGGAUUUCAAUGCACUGUAAUCAAGAUACUGUAGUUGCCUGCUUUAGUUGAACUCGCAUUGUGCUCAUAGGCUUCAAAUAGGUCAAAAUUCUCCUUUCCUUGUGCUCCUGUUACAUUUUACUCUCUACUGCUUGGCUUAACCUGUUCUGGUUUGUUGCUGUUACUACAUUGUUCAUAAUAUGUAGACGGAUGAAUUGCAUUAACCUAUUCAUCCAUUUUGUUUGUCAGCCUCUUCUUGAAAUGUACAAGUUCUGUUCACAUCCUGCUGAAAACUGAAUAAACACUUUUGCUUCUCAUG